Fraxinus pennsylvanica is the source of this 1218-nucleotide messenger RNA. The record is from the annotation of a GenBank genome assembly. Lineage: Eukaryota; Viridiplantae; Streptophyta; Magnoliopsida; Lamiales; Oleaceae.
AUGGCUAGUAAGGGAAAGAAGAAGGAAGUGAAGAAAGAGACUGGUCUUGGUCUCUCUGUCAAGAAAGAUGACAACUUUGGAGAGUGGUAUUCUGAGGUUGUCGUUAAUGGUGAAAUGAUUGAGUACUAUGACAUAUCUGGUUGUUACAUUUUGCGGCCAUGGGCGAUGUCCAUUUGGGAGAUCAUGCAAACCUUCUUUGAUGCUGAAAUUAAGAAAAUGAAAAUAAAAAACUGCUACUUCCCCCUUUUUGUGUCCCCUGGUGUUCUGCAAAAAGAGAAGGAUCAUAUUGAGGGGUUUGCUCCUGAGGUUGCAUGGGUUACAAAGUCAGGAGAAUCUGAGCUGGAAGUGCCCAUUGCCAUUCGACCAACUAGUGAAACUGUUAUGUAUCCUUAUUUUUCCAAGUGGAUCAGGGGACACCGUGAUUUGCCUCUGAGACUUAACCAAUGGUGCAAUGUUGUUCGAUGGGAGUUUAGCAAUCCUACUCCAUUUAUCAGGAGUAGAGAAUUUCUUUGGCAGGAAGGGCAUACUGCUUUUGCAACAAAGGAGGAGGCGGAUACCGAGGUCCUUGAGAUUCUGGAAUUGUAUAGAUGUAUUUAUGAAGAAUUCUUGGCUGUUCCCGUUAUUAAGGGCAAGAAAAGUGAGCAUGAGAAGUUUGCUGGUGGACUUUACACCACCACUGUUGAGGCUUUUAUCCCGAACACCGGGCGUGCUAUACAAGGUGCAACUUCACACUGUUUGGGUCAAAAUUUUGCAAAAAUGUUUGAGAUAAAUUUCGAAAAUGAUAAAGGAGAAAAGGCUAUGGUCUGGCAGAAUUCCUGGGCUUAUACUACCAGAACAAUAGGGGUAAUGAUUAUGGUUCAUGGGGAUGAUAAAGGCUUGGUGCUGCCUCCUAAAAUAGCUUCUGUCCAACAAUCUGGUGUGGCGAUAGUGGCAGUGGUGUUGUGGUGGGUUCAGAUGGUGUGUGGUGAUGUUGUAGUUGCUAUGAUGGUGACGUUGGCAGUUUGGUGUGGUGGCGGUGAUGUUGGUGGUGAUAGUGGCGAUGGUCACGGGUGGGGUGGGGAGGUGGAGAAGGAUGUAAAAGCACGGACAAAGGGAGAAAUGGGUGCAGCCAAGUCCCUGUGUUCUCCAUUUGACCAGCCAGAACUCCCAGAAGGUACGUUGUGCUUUGCCUCAGGAAAACCUGCUAAAAAGUGGACCUACUGGGGCCGGAGUUAUUGA